AUGCGCCCUCAAAAGCCUAUUCCAGAUGUUACAACCGCUUAUUUGUUCUACUUCGACAUGUUUGUACGAGCAAAUAAUUUCACCGGACGAGAGCCAUCUUUCAUUUCUGACGUCCAACGGUUGACAAAAUCCUCUGCCGAUUUGGUCCCACACGCGAGCCGCUCGCUGUUCGAUGCUAUGCUCGCUCUCGGCGCCAUGCAAGCCCACUCUCUGGGUGCUAUGGCACACAACAACAACCUAGGAUUCGCCUUGCGGUCGUAUCAGCAGUCUCUUUUUGAACUGCGCAAUGCCGUCUCCAACUUUUCUCCGACGCGGAGAGACUCCAUAGCCUGGUCUACUUUCUUUCUCGGCUUAUUCGAGCUGCUGCAAGACGCCUCGGGUCAAAAGUGGCUUCAACACAUGGUCUUUGGCACGGCACAAGCCCUUGUUGCCAGCGGUCCUGCGGCAUACGACCUCUCGACCGAUUUGGAUGAGAUUCUCAAGUUGGUAGUACUAAGUUCUAAUUUGCGUGUUCGGACGGCCGACUUUACAGGCAAGGUCUUCCCAGCUCAGACAACGUCGGACGUCCAUCUGAGCGAGGGCCUGGAGUUGGCAACUGAGGGUUUCAGCUUGCGAGAAGCACUUGAUUCUUGGGAGUUUACCGCGUCGUUUCUUCCGGAAUCAACAGACGAGAGGCUGCUGUCAACCGCAUGUCACUCAGCCACCAGCAUCUAUCUGUCAGGGAAUUACGAUUAUGACCUGGCACACUGGCAGGGCUUGGGCGUUGCGGUGCCGAUAUUGAGUGCAAGUCGGAUUGAAGAGCACUUUGACGCCAUCGUUGCGACAGUCAAAGAGGCUUUGAAGGGGUCUAGUCUGUCGCCGUUGCUGUUCUUGUUUCCGCUGAGGGUUGCUGGGGCACGCGCGAAGCAGCGUCAGCAGCGAGAGGCUGUCAUUAGCCUGUUCCAAGUCAUUCGACGCAACUUUAUCGUAGCAGAUGCGAUGCUGGAAGAGCUGAGGGAAUUGUGGACUCGGACUAUUAGCUAA
Colletotrichum chrysophilum is the source of this 1023-nucleotide messenger RNA. RefSeq lists its product as uncharacterized. The record is from RefSeq and is a predicted model, not a curated record. NCBI's taxonomy places the organism in Eukaryota, Fungi, Ascomycota, Sordariomycetes, Glomerellales, Glomerellaceae. Bases 1 to 1023 code for a protein of 340 amino acids. The transcript has 4 exons.